This is a messenger RNA of Xiphias gladius (swordfish), 1735 nucleotides long. RefSeq names its product phosphatidylinositol 5-phosphate 4-kinase type-2 gamma-like. Gene Ontology annotation, molecular function: phosphatidylinositol kinase activity. The record is from RefSeq and is a predicted model, not a curated record. Bases 27 to 1262 code for a protein of 411 amino acids. The transcript is spliced from 10 exons. Gene Ontology annotation, biological process: phosphatidylinositol metabolic process. NCBI's taxonomy places the organism in Eukaryota, Metazoa, Chordata, Actinopteri, Istiophoriformes, Xiphiidae.
GAGACGCGGACACCUGUGAGAGUGCGAUGUCCUCUCCCAGCGCCGCCUCCAACCCCCUCAACGCCCUGGCGUCCAAGAGGAAGACCAAGAAGAAGCACUUUGUGCAGCAGAAGGUGGAGGUCCUCCGAGCCAGCGACCCCGUGCUGAGCGUGCUGAUGUGGGGAGUCAAUCACUCGAUGAAUGACCUGAGCCAGGUGCCUGUGCCCGUCAUGCUGCUUCCAGACAACUUCAAAGCCAGCACCAAGAUAAAAGUCAACAACCACCUCUUCAACAAAGAGAAUCUUCCUGGACAGUUCAAAUUCAAAGAGUACUGUCCGCAGGUAUUCAGAAACCUGCGAGAGCGCUUUGGCAUUGAGGACCAAGAUUACCAGGUGUCUCUGGCCCGCAGUCCUCCGCUCAAAGACGAGGAGGGGCAAUGCGUGGGGCUGCUGCUGACAUCAUAUGACCGCACUUUGGUAGUAAAAGAAAUCUCCAGCGAGGAGGUGGAGGAAAUGCACAACAUCCUCUCUGAGUAUCACCAGCAUAUUGUCACGUGCCACGGCAGUACGCUGCUCCCUCAGUUCUUGGCCAUGUACAGAGUCACUGUGGAGAGCGAGGACACCUACCUGUUGGUUAUGAGGAACGUGUUCAGCCACAGACUGCAUGUACACAGGAAGUACGACCUCAAGGGGUCCCUGGUUUCUCGUGAAGCAAGUUUUAAAGAGAAGGUGAAAGAGCUGCCCACUUACAAGGACGUGGACUUCAGGAACAACAUGCAGAAAGUUUAUGUGAGUGACGAGGAGAAAGAGAAGAUAAUGGACAAGCUCAACAGAGAUACUGAGUUUCUGGUGCGCAUGAGGAUGAUGGACUACAGUCUGCUGCUGGGCAUCCAUGAUGUCGAGCGCGCUGAGAGGGAGGAGGAGGAGGAGGAGUUGGAGUCGUCCUAUGAAGAGGAAGAGGAGGGUGAAAAUGGACUGGCUCCUCCGCCGGGCUCCACCUCACCUGAGGGCAUUGCUGGCUACAUGAACUCCCUCAAACCCAUGGGUCCCGGGGAGUUUGACCCUUACUUGGACGUGUACGCUGUUCAGAGCGCUGUAGGUGCACCCCAGAGAGAGGUGUAUUUUAUGGGUCUGAUUGACGUGCUGACACAGUACGACACCAAGAAGAGAGCUGCUCACGCUGCCAAGGCUGUCAAACACAGGGCGGGAGCAGAAAUCUCAACAGUUCAUCCAGAGCACUACGCUAAACGUUUCCGAGAGUUCAUCGCUAAGAUCUUUGCCUAGCUCGAAGAUUCAGUCCACUCAUCAUUUAAUACAAGAGGCUUCUUACUAUGCAAUGCUUAAGCCAUGUCAAAAGUGGUGAGGAAAACACGUUUUCUCUGCACAUUCUUCCUUAAUCCGUGCAGUGUUCCUUCAGUGGAUUCUCACUCACUGCUGCUUGAGAGAAAGAUUUUUGUUUUGCUUUUUAAAUAUUGAUUUGGGACUCCUUCUCUGGCAUCAAUGACAACACUUAGUGUAAGGAAAUAAUUUGGGCUGAUUGGGCAAAUCUACAGGGCCUCAAUUAGGAACAAUUCAGUAUUCAUCAUCAUCAAAAUGUCUCCAAGUGCAGAUAUAAAAUUAAUAGAGCGAGCAUAAUGGUGUAAAUGAAGCACCACACCAAGUACUGCCUAAAUACUGUAAGCCUCCAUCUUUAGGCACAUGUAUCAAAAGGAAAAUUGAAUGAUAUUUAAAAAUCUUCUAUGUGAUUAUUAAAUGAA